Aureobasidium uvarum is the source of this 501-nucleotide messenger RNA. The record is from the annotation of a GenBank genome assembly. NCBI's taxonomy places the organism in Eukaryota, Fungi, Ascomycota, Dothideomycetes, Dothideales, Saccotheciaceae.
AUGCAGUUCACCAUCGCCGCCAUUGCUGCCUUCGCCGCCUCGGCCUCUGCCAUGGCUCUUAACACCACCGCCUCCGUUGCCCCUGUCUAUGUCACUGAGGUUGUGACCCAUCUUACGACCUACUGUCCUGCCGUAUGCAAUCCUUUCUCCCCAGCGAAUAUGGGUCGAUUAGCUAAUUCUUAUAGGNCCACCGUUGUUACUGCCGGUUCUCACACCAUCACCGUCACUGCUGCCACCACCCUCACUAUUGAGGACUGCAGCUGCACCAUCGUCAAGACUUCAAGCGCUGUUGCUCACCCUACCGCUCCUGUUGUCUCUGCCCCCGUUGUUACCGGCCCCUACAACAACGGCACUAUUGCCACCAAGACUCAGGGUAUGGCCUCUGGCACUGGUGUCGGUGCCUCCAGCACCAAGCCUGCCAAGUUCACCGGCGCCGCUUCCUCCAUGAACGUCGCUGGUGCCGCCGCUGCCGCCCUCGGCAUGGCCGUCCUUGUCCUCUAA